AUGAAAUUAUUGAAUACGUUUGGCUAUAAAGCUUUUUCAAUGGCAUUUUAUGGAGUUUUAUAUGAUUUUAUGCGAAUGAAGAGGAAAGAAUUUGAAAGAUUUAUAAUAUAUAGAACGAAUUGUUCUUUAUAUGAUUAUUGGCUUAUUAAAUCGUCUGGAAAUGCAAUUUUAUGUAAUUUUAUUCCAAGAACUGGAUUUUUUUCGGAGAAAAGAUAUUUAAAUAGUAUUUUAAAACCAUUAGUUCCCAGUGGAUUUCAAAAAAAUAGUUUUUCUGAUAAGAGUCAAAAAAACAUUAAUGAUACAGAAUUGCAAUUAUGCUUUAAAAAAAUAGAAGAAACUAUGUUAAAUAUGAGGACAGAUUUAGAACUCCAUAAUUUUGUUGAAAAAUCAAUAUUUGAACCUUUUAAAAAACAGUUAUCAGAGGGAAAGAUUAAUAAAAGAUUGUCAAAAUCUAUUAUUUCACGUCUAUAUUCACAGUUACUUCAAAAAGCAAUGGAAAUAUUUCGAUUAAAUUUUUUAGAUUAUGUAUCUGUGGCUACAAUAUUUGAACGUAUCAAAGAACUUGGUCCAGAAUCAUUUGUUUUAGGCUGUUCAUCUAAUGUAUAUAAUGAAAUGUUAUUAGCACGAUGGGAAGGAUGGAAUGAUAUAAUUGAGAUUGAGAAUCUUUUGACAGAAAUGAAGAUAAAUUCUGUUCCAAGAACUGAAAAAACUUUAAAAAUUUUUGAGAAAAUAAGAUCAGAUAUUGAAAAUAUGGAACUCCAGAAACAUCUUUUAAAUGAUACAUUAUUGUCAAAUAAUAAUAUGGCAUACCGUGAACGUUUAGAUGCCAUAUAUGAUGAAAUCUUACAUGAAAUUUUUUUGAAAAAAUGA
Messenger RNA from Pneumocystis murina B123, 870 nucleotides. RefSeq lists its product as hypothetical. The coding region runs from base 1 to 870 and encodes 289 amino acids. Gene Ontology annotation, cellular component: mitochondrion. Lineage: Eukaryota; Fungi; Ascomycota; Pneumocystomycetes; Pneumocystales; Pneumocystaceae. The record is from RefSeq and is a predicted model, not a curated record. The transcript has a single exon.